Molecule: messenger RNA, 1290 nt
Organism: Aethalodelphis obliquidens (Pacific white-sided dolphin)
Lineage: Eukaryota; Metazoa; Chordata; Mammalia; Artiodactyla; Delphinidae
Gene: SNRPA
Product: small nuclear ribonucleoprotein polypeptide A
Exons: 6
Coding region: 223-1071 (282 amino acids)
Molecular function (GO): RNA binding
Source: RefSeq, a predicted model, not a curated record
AAACCUCACGAGAUUUCCCUCACCACGCGGGGAAGAGAAGCGGUGUCCUGCGUUUGCUUUGUUUUCCGAGCUGUUCUUCCCUCUUCCCUUCUCUCUCCUUUACCUGACUUCCUCUUGAAAGGAAGAUCCCUAAACAGCCCGCGUUGGGACGAAGGAUUUGCAGAAACCCAGGGCUGAGUGGGACUUUUUAAUUCUUUCAGCCCUACCUCAGCAACUCACUCCAUGGCAGUUCCCGAGACCCGCCCCAACCACACUAUUUAUAUCAACAAUCUCAACGAGAAGAUCAAGAAGGAUGAGCUGAAGAAGUCCCUGUACGCUAUCUUCUCCCAGUUUGGCCAGAUCCUGGAUAUCCUGGUGUCACGAAGCCUGAAGAUGAGGGGCCAGGCCUUUGUCAUCUUCAAGGAGGUCAGCAGCGCCACCAAUGCCCUGCGCUCCAUGCAGGGUUUCCCCUUCUACGACAAGCCCAUGCGCAUCCAGUACGCCAAGACUGACUCGGAUAUCAUUGCCAAGAUGAAGGGCACCUUUGUGGAGCGGGACCGCAAGCGGGAGAAGAGGAAGCCCAAGAGCCAGGAGACCCCGGCUGCCAAGAAGGCCGUGCAGGGUGGGGCGGCCGCCCCUGUGGUGGGCGCUGUCCAGGGGCCUGUCCCGGGCAUGCCGCCGAUGACCCAGGCGCCCCGCAUCAUGCACCACAUGCCGGGCCAGCCUCCCUACAUGCCGCCCCCCGGCAUGAUCCCGCCUCCGGGCCUCGCACCCGGCCAGAUCCCACCAGGGGCCAUGCCUCCACAGCAGCUUAUGCCGGGACAGAUGCCACCUGCACAGCCUCUUUCAGAAAAUCCACCAAAUCACAUCUUGUUCCUCACAAACCUGCCUGAAGAGACCAACGAGCUCAUGCUUUCCAUGCUUUUCAACCAGUUCCCUGGCUUCAAGGAGGUCCGGCUGGUCCCAGGGCGGCACGACAUCGCCUUCGUGGAGUUUGACAAUGAGGUGCAGGCAGGGGCCGCACGCGACGCCCUGCAGGGUUUCAAGAUCACCCAGAACAACGCCAUGAAGAUCUCCUUUGCCAAGAAGUAGCACCCUUUCCCCAUGUCUCUGUCCCCUGUUCUGGGGCCACCCCCUCCCCCUCUUGGCUCAGCCCCCUGAAGGUAAGUCCCCCUCGGGGGCCUUCUUGGAGCCGUGUGUGAGUGAAUGGUCGCCACACAGCAUUGUACCCAGAGUCUGUCCCCAGACAUUGCACCUGGCGCUGUUAGGCUGGAAUUAAAGUGUUUUUUUUGAGGUUUGUUUUUUUCACAA